AUGGCUCUCGAUCGUGUCGUCAGCUUGAUUCUGCGUGCUGCAGAGCUGGUAUUUGCAGCCAUCGUUGCAGGCGUCAAUGGCGAAUACCUGCACAAUGCCCGCGGCGCAAGCUCAUGGCAGCUCGGCCGGUUCAUCUACACUGAAGUCGUUGCCGCGCUGGGAAUAUUGUUCUCUCUGCUGCUCCUCAUUCCAUUCUCGAGCACUUUUGUUCACUGGCCUCUGGACAUCUUCAUGUCCAUCAACUGGUGGAUCGUCUUUGGUCUGCUCGUCGAUCUCAUUGGAAACUCUUGCGGCCGUGUAUUUGACUGGGACAAUGUGCAUCCAGUUCACGGAGAUCAGUGUGGGAAGACCAAGGCCGUGAUCGCCUUUAGCUUCCUGUCGGCACUUCUCUGGCUUGUUUCGGCUCUCGUGGGCUUCUUCUGGGUGCGCCGACGUGAGCGUACCGUUGCCCGUGCUGAGGCGGCUCACCAUAACCGCCGCCGGGGCCCCUGGUUCCGCAGCCGUGUCUAA
Molecule: messenger RNA, 510 nt
Organism: Fusarium mangiferae
Lineage: Eukaryota; Fungi; Ascomycota; Sordariomycetes; Hypocreales; Nectriaceae
Exons: 2
Coding region: 1-510 (169 amino acids)
Cellular component (GO): membrane
Source: RefSeq, a predicted model, not a curated record